GUUGGCUCCCAAUCUUCUCCCUGCCCCUAUACACUUCUUUAAGGAAGACACAGGGAACGAUUCCUACCCCAGAACCGGCCUUCAAUCUGGCUUUUCUCCUAGAGACAUCGAUUGCUGCGAGACCUCGCUUCAUGGUCGACAACUUGACUGCAUUGGCUCCGUCUUCUACUAUGGUUGAAUAACACUGGUUGGAUCCUCUUCUACUCUUCGUUUAUUGCAUUUCUCUUUGAAAGCAAGACGUAAUUCUCGCGGAAGUCUUCAACAGAAUAUACAACUUGUUUCAGAUCUCGUGGAACGUCCCAUAGAAUAAGCUUAUUUAUUGAGUCAAAACUCUGUCACACUCUAUCCAUCCACGCUUAGAUAUCAGUAUACACCCGGAAAGUCACAAUGCCGACGAUUUCGCUGAUAAACUUCAACAUCGUCUGUGCGACGCUGGGGGGAUUUAUCUCGGUCUUUGCACUGGUCUCGUACCUUUUCAAGGAGAAGUUCUACCUGUCUGAAGCAUUGAUCUCAAUGCUGGCAGGGGUUGCUUUCUCUCCCCAUGCCGCCAAUUUUAUACGGCCCAUGGAUUAUGCCAUGGGUUCAGCCCAGAACCUGGAGUCGAUCACCAUGUAUUUUACCAGACUCGUCCUUGGAGUGCAAUUGGUCCUUGCAGGUGUCCAGCUUCCCAAACGCUACCUGCAGAUAGAGUGGAAAAGUUUGGCACUACUGCUCGGGCCUGGCAUGGCUGCUAUGUGGAUAUUUAGCAGUCUUCUGAUCUGGGCAAUGGUUCCCAACUUCACGUUCCUGCAUUCCCUAGUCGUUGGUGCUUGUGUCACUCCAACCGACCCCGUCCUCUCCAACUCCAUAGUUAAGGGGAAAUUCGCUGACAAGCACGUGCCUGUUCCGCUGCAGAGGAUUAUCGUUGCCGAAUCCGGUGCUAACGAUGGCCUUGGGUAUCCGUUCCUGUUCUUCGGACUGUACCUAGUCAAGUUCAUUGGAAUGGGUGGCAUGGGCACUAGCGGAGGAGGAGCAGGGAAGGCUAUCGGCAUGUGGUUCUAUGAAACCUGGUGUUACACGGUGCUUUUGAGUAUUGCCUACGGCAUCGUUGUCGGAUGGCUGUCUAGAGAACUGCUUCAUUGGGCAAAAAAGAACAAUUACGUUGAUCGUGAGAGCUUUCUUGUGUAUGCCCUUGCCCUCGCGCUUUUCAUCGUGGGGACAUGUGGCCUCAUAGGUAGCGAUGAUCUCCUAGCUUGCUUUAUCGCGGGCAACGUGUUUACCCAGGAUGACUGGUUCCGUCUCGAAACGUUAGAUGAUUCGCUUCAACCGACGCUUGAUAUGCUUCUCAAUCUUGCCAUUUUCAUGUGGUUUGGUGCAGUAUGUCCCUGGUCAGAGUUUAGGCAUAACGAUAUCAUUCCCAUUCUUCGACUUAUUUUCUUGGGGAUUUUAAUUCUUCUGGCUCGCCGAAUGCCCAUAGUUUUGGUCAUGUGGAAGCAAAUCCACCAGAUUGAAAACUUUGCGCAUGCCGCCUUCGUUGGCUUCUUUGGACCUAUUGGUGUUGGUGCUAUUUUCUACCUGUCCGUUUGUCGGGAAUUUCUGCGUGAGAUCACUGUCGAUGGAAAGGUCCGCGAGGAUGCGCAGAGGAUCUAUGAUGCGGUGAAUGUUAUCGUAUGGUUUCUGGUUAUCUGCAGUAUAGUGGUUCACGGUCUUUCCGUUCCCCUGGGUAAAGCUGGAUACCAUCUCCCACAGACCAUUUCGAUUGCUCUCAGCACAAGCACCAUGAUUGAACCAGAGCCCGUUCCCAUCUCUAGCACCAACAAGACCAAUAGUACUGCAGUCCCAGACGCAGAGAUUGUAGGUCGCAAACGUGGUCUGCGAGAACCGCCACGACCCACCGCCGUCCGCAUUGGUCGCUCUAUCAUAAGGACAGGUUCUCCAUCAAGCCAACCGCAACCUCUAACGGGACCAGCUAUGGAUCCGGGGAGUUCGGAAUUCUCUGUUAGUCAUGGGAAUGAGAAUGCGCAGAAGAAGGCUGACAGUCUAGUAUGAGUGUUAGCAGAGAAUUCUGAUAUACUCUUUAAGAGCCUGGCUUGGGUCGACAAGCUGUUGGCGGGGGAAGCUGUCAUUGAAAAUGUCUGGAGGAAGUAGAAGGUAUAUUAUAAAGUGCGGAUAUUUUAUUAUUUAUUUAUUUUUUUUUUUUUCUGGGUCUGUGUCCGCUGCCCAGAAGUUGUUAGAUGUUAGGAUCUCCACUCAAAAAGCAUUUUAAUUUUCAUUAAAGCCCAA
Molecule: messenger RNA, 2262 nt
Organism: Monascus purpureus
Lineage: Eukaryota; Fungi; Ascomycota; Eurotiomycetes; Eurotiales; Aspergillaceae
Source: the annotation of a GenBank genome assembly